AUGGGGUCGAUUGCGUACACCACAUCAAGUCGGUGUAUCUCGAAAACGCAUAUUCAGUGUGGAACACACUCCCAGUCGAGCCACUCCAUCUCGUCAGUGCACAUCGCCGUCCUUGUCCGCACACCAGAGCGCGCGGGCAGACGUCGAGAGCAGCAGCCCGUCCUGACGCCCACCGACUUUUGCCACCGACGAUCCGCCUCUCAACCGAUGCGCAACAUGCAGAGCUAUCUCCUGGUCCCGUUUGUACUGUGCUGUGUCGUGUGUUUAGCGCUGCCAGAAGCCGCUGACGCAUCCGAAUGCAGCGCGUGUGGGUAUUUGGCCCGCAACUGCAGCGACGCGAGCGAUGGGGUGGACGUGUGCGACGUCACUGGAGGCAUCCAGAUCGACGACGUCUUCUGCAACGAUCAAGAGUGCAGCUGUGCCAAUGGCCACGAGUGCGUGAGUACGGUCGUGGGCUGCUCGACCAUUUUCCAGGCACGGACUCGACGUCGCUGUGUGGGCAACGCGACACUCUCUCGACGCUUCACACAGUGCGCAGUUGACCAGGACCUCACUUCCCUCAGCGCUUCCAAUGUCGCGCAGGACUGGAUCUACUUCAAACAAGGCCACAAGUGUCAGUCCAUGGACUGUCUAGCAGUCAAGAUGUUCCAUCACAGUGGGCUUGUGCAAUGUGGCAAUCUGCUGGCAGUGUGGAAAACCACCGACUCGGCGGUCGCAACGAGUACACCAUUGGACAGCAGAUCUAUGGAUGGUGACGUGGUGUACCAUUUCAUUGCCGAUGGCUCUCGUGCCAAGGACAUGAAAGCUGGAACGUUUCUGUACUCGGUGCCAUGGUCAACUAAAGCUGGAGCUCUUUUGCCAACGCAAGCACAAAGCACAGCUACUGGCUCGUGCUAUGUCUUGCAGACACGGAACCAGCCAAACAGUACGUGUGAAGGCGUGUAUCUGCAGUUUGACGCCAGCGUGGAGUUUGCUAACAGCGACGAGUACGUGAUGUCCAAGCUGAGCUGGCCCGUGUGGCUCGCUGUCAUUGGCAGUGUAGCUGCAGCCAUCGCUUCUGUUGCUGUCGUUAGCGUGGUGAUCUACCGAUCCCAGCACAUGGACGUGUCGUUGCCUGUCGAGAACGACGAAGAUGGCGGCCUUUUGUAUGGGAAGGGUAACCUGCGCGACAGCAAGGACUUUAGCCCCAUCAACGCUACUUGUCCAGGGACACCGUUGCCCGUCCCAGGAAAUGGCCGUAUGAGUACUGAUCUACGUCAGCGCGCAGCACCCGAUGCCGCACAAUUGGAGGCUGGAGCCUGCACGACAGCACUGUAA
Molecule: messenger RNA, 1317 nt
Organism: Hyaloperonospora brassicae
Lineage: Eukaryota; Oomycota; Peronosporomycetes; Peronosporales; Peronosporaceae
Source: the annotation of a GenBank genome assembly